GAGGACAUCAAUUUACUUCCUUAUUGGUUUCUAUGAUCAACAAACAUCAAGAUGGAAGUAUCUGGAAAAAGGCGUGACCCUGACCUUAACAAGGGCUCCGAUGACACAACUGUCUUCUGUCAGCCGUGUGAAGAGGAGGGCAAACGCUCUGUAGCCCAGGGAUUCUGUCAGACCUGCCAAGAGUACAUGUGUGAUCCCUGUAUCAAGGCCCAUAAGAAAUUCAAGGUGUCCAGAAACCACAUUAUGUUGUCCAAAGAUAAGAUGCCGUCCUUCUACCCGUCCACUAAGCAGUCUGACAUCGGUGUAACUGAAUAUUGUAAAACACAUCCGAAUGAGAUGAUCAAGUUUUACUGUCCGACCCACAGCGACCUUGGUUGUGGUGACUGUGUAGUCAUCGGUCAUCGCACGUGCAAAGUCGACUACAUUGCUGAUGUGUCUAAGGAUUUCACCAAUGAAAGGGAAUUCAGGGAGCUGGAACCAUCUAUUAAACGAGCGGAAGAUCUUCUAUCUGGGUACAUAAGUAAAGUAAAGAAGCUUUUUGACGAGGUCGAACACCAGUCUAAGGAUGAGAUCGACAGACUGAGAAAGUUCCGUGCAGAAAUCAAUACCUACCUGGACCGACGCGAGAAGGAGUUGCUCGGCAAUAUCCAGGAAAUGAAGACCAAUGAAGAAAGCGCGCUGACUGAACUGAAGACUGAUUGUGAGUUGGCAAAAUGCGGACUUGUGGCCACUAGGACAGAACUGACUUCCGGUACCGACUCGGUGAACCAGCGGUACGUGACGGCAAGGAGAGCCCAGAAGGAACUACGGGGUAUUCAUGACAAGAUUGAAAAGAUGGCUGGUAGGAUGAAGGCCCGGAAGUAUCGAUUUGUUGAAGACGCGGACACGAAACGGCUGCUGGGAUCGAAAAUGGGCCUUGGAACACUGAACAUGGCGGGAGAGCUUGUUCCAGUUCCUGACUUCGCUACUGUGACGUGGAGGAAGGAGGCGGAUAUCCUGGUCAGAACGUCUCAGGACAAGGAAACCUGCUGGAUCACGGGCUCAUCCCUGCUCUCGCCUGGUUUCUUCCUCCUGGCUGACUGCGGUAACAACUGUGUCAAACUGGUAGACAUCAGCACCUGCACCGUCACGUCCCGCCUCCAGCUACCAGGCCAGUCAUGGGACGUGUGUGUGCUCCCCGGUGACCAGGCCGCCGUUACAGUCAAGUCCAUGAUUCAGCUGCUGUCUACGAAGGGAGGACAGCUGUCGUGCGGAAAGGAAAUUAAAGUAUCAUCUAGUUGUUUUGGUAUUGCGUUUUACAACAAUAGAUUAUACGUUUCGUACAGAUCAAACCCGCGUGUUGAAGUGAUGACAUUGGAUGGGCAUAUCAUAAGUACAUUCCAAACAGAUGAUAGAAGACAACUUUUCAAAGAACCAUAUUACCUGACUGUGUCAGCUUCAACACCGCCGACCCUUCACGUGUCUGACAUUGCUGCCCACACCGUCCUACAGCUGACCCUUGACGGGAAGGUCCUGCGGGAGUACCAAGAUAUUCGGCCCAUCAAUCCCAGGGCCGUGGUGAAGGUAGGGCCCGGCCAGCUGCUCGUGUGUGGAGUUAACAGCCACAACGUGAUGCUGCUAACGGAGAGUGACGGCAAGAUGGCGGAAAUACUGGGAAAGAAGAACGGACUGACCAAUCCCUGGUCCGUGUCCUUCUGCCCUCACACACGUGCCAUAGUUGUCGGAAUGAGCAGAAAUGACUCACUGAAGGUCUUUAAUGCAAAUUGACACCUUUUCUGUAUCAGUCGUGAUUUUGCUCUCUCUGGCGGAAAUUACCAUGUAUUCAAUGCUUUUUGAGCAAGUGAAUAGUAAUAGCAAUCAUAUUUAAUGUUCAACAUACGCUUAUUUAUUCGUUGUAACCGAGUUCUAUCAAACUGAAUGAACAUUGCUAAUUAUAUAAAUCAAGAAUGGAAAUACUAAAAUAAUGUUGUAUCAGUCUCAGAAGUUUUGUAAUUAGUAUGAAAAGCCAUUGAUGCUUUAUGACAGUCAUGUAUCUAAUAAAUAUUAAGCUUAUUUUGCAGUUUUAUUUUGCAAAACACUAGGAUAACGAGUUAGUGUAAAUAUUGUAAUACUAUUAAACACUCAUUCAAUUAUAUUUUGGUGUUUACUACUUUUGUUUUUUUAUGUUCUUUAUAUAGAUCUUUGAUUUUACAAAAUGAUCAUUAACUUAUAUAAAAAUAAUUAUUUAAACAGAUGUAUACUUUUUAUGGUUUUGAAGUUAAAAUAAGGUGUUUGACUUUCAGUAAAGAGAAAUUUAGUAGGUUUUCAUUAUCAUAUGUUAAUGAAACUCAGUCAGCAUUUCAACGGUGGGCAAGUCUCAGUCAAGUUCAAUUGUGAAGUGAAUCAUGUCAGUAAUUUCAGAGUUAUGCCCCUUUAACAUUAAACAAUAAUAUGUUUAUAUAUUAUGAAGGCAGUAAGUUAAGUUUUUUACUAUCCAAUAAUGAUGAAACUCGGUUACAGCAUUUGUGGGCAAGUCUCCGUCAAGUUCCAUCGUGGAGUUAAACAUGUCAAUAGAUCCGGAGUUAUUCCUCUAUAUCAAUAGGAAAUUGGUAUUUUAAGCAUCCGACAGGAAAUUACUAACUUGUAUUGUCCGAUCAUGAUGGAACUUGGUGACUGUGUUUGUGGGCAUUAUGUCUCGGCGUAAAUCGCUCCAGUAACUCUCAUUGGUUAUGGGCAUACUGUCUUGGGGAGAAUCACACCAGUAACUCUCAUUGGUUAUGGGCUUGCUGUCUCUGUCAGGUUCUGUUAUUGGGUGAAUCGCCUCAGUAGCUGAUAGUCAUGCCCCUUUUUAUAGUGAAAUAUAGAAUAGCAUAAUUACUUGCAGAGACAAUUACUUAAUUAUAAAACGAUCAGUACAAUAAUGAACUAAGUUACAGGAUUUUGGAUGAAUGUUCUUAUUCAAAUCAUAUAUUAGAAUAAUUUUAAAUGUGUUAAACCUGACAUGCAUAAAAUAGGACUACAUUUUACGUUUAUGCAAUCCAUUGCAAAGUUACUAUGAAGAAUAUUUUAAAUGGAAAUUUCCGCGUGAAUAUUCCAUAGGAAUAGUACAAAUGAAAAAUCUCUUAAAAAUGACAAACAUGUCUUUAGAUCUCAGUUUAUCUUCUUUGGACGUUUGCCUACUGAAUGUUAUUGUAUUGUUAUUGACAAUGUAUGUAACCUGUCUUAAUUUAGACUUAUAAUGAAAAUAACCGUAUAUUCCUUACAAGGGAUUCUUGGCUGUAAUUACUUUCACAACAAUUUUGUAGUAUUGUGCGACUUGAUUUCUGUAUUAACCUUUAACUAAUAAAUGAAUUUAAUUUUUA
This is a messenger RNA of Mya arenaria, 3341 nucleotides long. RefSeq lists its product as uncharacterized. Bases 52 to 1767 code for a protein of 571 amino acids. Gene Ontology annotation, molecular function: zinc ion binding; ubiquitin-protein transferase activity. Lineage: Eukaryota; Metazoa; Mollusca; Bivalvia; Myida; Myidae. Gene Ontology annotation, cellular component: nucleoplasm; chromatin. The transcript has 3 exons. Gene Ontology annotation, biological process: positive regulation of DNA-templated transcription. The record is from RefSeq and is a predicted model, not a curated record.